Messenger RNA from Lagenorhynchus albirostris (white-beaked dolphin), 922 nucleotides. Its product is annotated as acetyl-CoA carboxylase 1-like. The transcript has 8 exons. Lineage: Eukaryota; Metazoa; Chordata; Mammalia; Artiodactyla; Delphinidae. The annotation marks the transcript as partial. Gene Ontology annotation, molecular function: acetyl-CoA carboxylase activity. The record is from RefSeq and is a predicted model, not a curated record.
AACCUGUAUAAUUUGGCAUGGCUGUAUCCACUAGGUACAAGAUAACCGAUAUUAUUGGGAAGGAAGAGGGACUUGGAGCAGAGAACCUUCGAGGUUCUGGAAUGAUUGCUGGAGAAUCCUCGUUGGCCUAUGAUGAGAUCAUCACCAUUAGCCUGGUUACAUGCCGGGCCAUUGGGAUUGGGGCUUACCUUGUCCGACUGGGACAGAGAACCAUCCAGGUUGAAAAUUCUCACUUAAUUCUGACAGGAGCUGGGGCCCUCAACAAAGUCCUCGGAAGGGAAGUGUACACCUCCAAUAACCAGCUCGGGGGCAUCCAGAUCAUGCACAACAAUGGGGUGACCCACAGCACUGUCUGUGAUGACUUUGAAGGGGUGUUCACUGUCCUGCACUGGCUGUCCUACAUGCCGAAGAGUGUACACAGUUCAGUUCCUCUCCUGAAUUCCAAGGAUCCUAUAGAUAGAGUCAUCGAGUUUAUUCCCACAAAGACUCCAUAUGAUCCUCGCUGGAUGCUGGCAGGCCGUCCCCACCCAACCCAGAAAGGUCAGUGGUUGAGUGGAUUUUUUGACUAUGGCUCUUUCUCAGAGAUCAUGCAGCCCUGGGCACAGACUGUGGCAGUUGGCAGAGCCAGGCUAGGAGGAAUACCCGUGGGAGUAGUUGCCGUGGAAACCCGAACUGUGGAACUAAGUAUCCCAGCUGAUCCUGCAAACCUGGAUUCUGAAGCCAAGAUAAUCCAGCAGGCUGGCCAGGUUUGGUUCCCGGAUUCUGCGUUUAAGACCUAUCAGGCUAUCAAGGACUUCAACCGUGAAGGGCUGCCUCUGAUGGUCUUUGCCAACUGGAGAGGCUUCUCUGGUGGGAUGAAAGUCUUGGGGCCUGAAGCUAAUUGUUCGGCGGUCGGAUCCAUGCCCUUCACAGAGCUGCUAGU